AUGCCUAUAGUUUCAAAACAGCACAAAGAGUUUCACACUGAUACUGACCCAUUUUGGUUGGAAGACAAUUUCCUGACUGAUGAGUCAAUGCCGCAUUAUGACCCCAAUGCAAAAGAAGAAGGACAGAAAAAUUCAGCUCAAUCAAUGUCCAAUAUGGAUAUGAAUAUGAAUUUAGAUAUGGAUAAAAAAGUUGAUGAGAUGAAGGAGUUCACUACUGGUGUGCAAAAUUCACUACACGAAGCAAUGAAGGAGAAUGAUUCCAAAAGUGAGUCCUUGGAACACCAGCAUCAACAACAACAUGAGGAGCCAGUUGAUGACCUCCUCAACUUUUUGGGGUAA
Lodderomyces parapsilosis is the source of this 339-nucleotide messenger RNA. RefSeq lists its product as uncharacterized. Lineage: Eukaryota; Fungi; Ascomycota; Pichiomycetes; Serinales; Debaryomycetaceae. The record is from RefSeq and is a predicted model, not a curated record. Bases 1 to 339 code for a protein of 112 amino acids. The transcript has a single exon.